GUAAAGCAGAUCAUGGAAGAAGCUGUCACCCGGAAAUUUGUCCAUGAAGACAGCAGUCACAUCAUCGCCUUAUGUGGACCUGAAAUCCAAGCAAUUAUCAGAGUCACCAAACGUCACGAUUGCCAGCCCCAAGCAAUGAAAAAUCAUGAGUCAGAAAUCUUUUCCUUCAUGGCCCUAAAUUACAAGACUGGAUUAAAGUUCAUGACAGGAAAAUAAAAUCAACUGAGGAAUAGAAAUGUAUUUCUUAAAUACAUUUCUUAUCCAGACAUUCUUAUCCAGUGGUAUGCUUCAAGAUGGUAAAGCUUUCAGAAGAAUAUCAAAUAUCCGCAGACUUGCAGUAAAAUCGUGGAAGGCGGCAAUGUGGGAAACUCUUCUUUGUUUUUAAGGUGUUGUGGAAGCGUGUCUCCUGCACAUGCUGAAGCGCAGGGCUGCUGGCUUCCUGCGGACUGACAAGGUGGCUGCACUGUUCACCAAAGUUGGCAAGACGUAUGCAAUAGCUGGAGACAUAUGCAAGAAAGUGCAGGAACUGCAGCAGCAAGUAGAAAGCAGGAAAAAUCAGCCAAAUGGGCAGGAACCCCUCAAGAGGCAGGGAUCAACCACAAGCAAAACACCUGUCCUGACACCUCAGGCCAUCAAACACAUAUGGGUUCGGACAGCAUUGAUUGAGAAAGUGCUCGACAAGAUUAUGCAGUAUAUCGUCGAUAACUGCAGUAAAUAUUAUGAAAAAGAAGCUUUACUGGCAGAUCCUGUUUGUGGCCCAAUACUGGCUUCUCUUCUAGUUGGACCGUGUGCUCUGGAGUACACCAAGCUAAAAACAGCAGAUCACUAUUGGACAGACCCUUCAGCAGAUGAGCUUGUUCAACGACACCGGAUUCAUGGAGUACACGGCCGCCAAGACUCUCCUUCGAAGCGCCCAGCCCUGGGAGUCCGGAAACGACAUUCAAGUGGGAGCACGUCAGAAGAUCGCUUUGCUGCUUCGGCAAGAGAGUACGUGGAGUCUUUGCACCAGAAUUCCCGAACACACCUUUUGUAUGGAAAAAACAAUGUCUUAGUCCAGCCGAAAGAUGACUUGGAGGCAAUUCCUGGGUAUCUCUCCCUUCAUCAGUCAGCAGAUAGUUUGACAUUAAAAUGGACUCCAAAUCAGCUGAUGAAUGGAACCCUUGGAGAUUCAGAGCUGGAGAAAAGUGUUUACUGGGACUACGCAUUAAUAGUGCCACUCAGCCAGAUCGUCUGCAUUCACUGCCAUCAGCAACCAGAAAGCAGAUGGACAUUAGUCUUGGUGAGUCAGGAUGGAACUCAGAGACCUCCGCUGCACUUCCCCCAAGGAGGUCACCUCCUCGCGUUUCUCUCCUGUCUGGAAAAUGGUCUUCUGCCUCAUGGUCAGCUGGAACCACCACUUUGGUCCCAACAGGGCAAGGGUAAGGUAUUUCCAAAGCUUCGAAAACGGAACAGCAACAAAUCAGUGGACCUAGAGGAAAUGCCAGCUGAAGAUACUUCUACAGACUAUGUGUUCAGAAUUAUCUAUCCAGGACACAAGCAUGAUAACAUAACUAUUAACUACCACCACUUAGCUGCCAGCCGCUCUACCUCUGUUGACGAUGAUGAGGAGGAGGAAGAUAAGCUACACGCAAUGCUAUCAAUGAUCUGCUCUCGGAACCUCACAGCUCCUAAUAGGAUGAAAGACACCAGCGAAAUGAUAGAGAUGCAAGGCUUUGGGGCAAACUUGCUUUCGUGGCAGCUGGAGCACUGCAGCCAAGGCUCCUCAUGUGUCUCCUGUUCAACGGGCAGCUCUCCCUAUGAUAUACCCAGCUGUUGCAACUGCAUCCAUGAUAGAACUCCAUUAAAGAUGUUGUGUGAAAGCAUGAAGAGGCAAAUAGUUUCCAGAGCCUUUUAUGGAUGGCUUGCCUACUGCCGCCAUUUGUCAACAGUGCGAACACAUCUGUCUGCCCUCGUGAACCACACUAUUAUCCCACCUGACAAACCAUCCAGUGCUGCAGGCGGCCUGACUAAAGAGGUCUGGAGCAAGUAUCAGAAGGACAAGAAGAAUUACAAGGAACUGGAAUUACUUAGAAGAGUUUACUACGGCGGGGUACAGCAUGAGAUUCGAAAGGAAGUAUGGCCAUUCUUGUUAGGUCACUAUAAAUUUGGCAUGGCCAAAAAGGAAAUGGACCAGGUGGAUGAAGACAUUGCUCUCCGGUAUCAGAAGGUCAUGGCUGAGUGGAAAGCCUGCGAGGUCAUUGUAAAGCAGCGAGAGAAAGAAUCACAUUCCGCUACGCUGGCCAAGUUUUCAUCAGGCAGCAGCAUUGACAGCCAUGUCCAGCGACUGAUUCACAGGGACUCCACCAUCAGCAACGAUGUCUUUAUAUCCGUAGAUGAAACGGACUCAGUGGAGCGGGACUCAAAAGGUCAGGAUGACCCCACUUUCACCAUGCUGUCUGCCGACACACCAGCAGCAGUAGCUGCCGUAGAGCAACAAUCUGUGGAGUUUGACUCCCCUGACUCUGGGCUGCCGUCCUCGAGGAACUACUCCGUGGCCUCAGGCAUCCUGUCCAGUAUCGAUGACGGGCAGAGUGUCUCCUUUGAAGAUGGGGCUGAAGAAGAAGCUAGCACUGACUUGGAAAGGACUGAUUCAGACAUAUCACGUAUACAGAAAGCCAAGUCGGUUGUACUGCAGUCUCAGGAUUCUGUAUCAGAAGAGCAGCUGUGUUCCCAGGUGGAUUAUUUAAUGGAUGUUGCUUCUGUCUGCGCUGCAUCCUACACAAUAGAGUUAUUGGACACUGUUGCCUUAAAUUUGCACAGAAUUGAUAAAGAUGUCCAGAGAUGUGAUCGGAAUUACUGGUAUUUUACUGCCGAUAACCUGGAGAAACUCCGAAAUGUCAUGUGCAGUUAUGUUUGGGAGCACCUAGAAGUUGGUUACGUUCAAGGCAUGUGUGACCUCCUGGCUCCUUUGAUGGUUAUACUUGACAAUGAUCAACUGGCUUACAGCUGCUUCAGCCACCUGAUGAAGAGGAUGAGCCAGAACUUCCCCAAUGGAGGUGCUAUGGAUACACACUUUGCCAACAUGCGGUCCCUAAUCCAAAUUCUAGACUCAGAGCUUUUUGAAUUGAUGCACCAGAACGGAGAUUACACGCACUUUUACUUCUGCUAUCGCUGGUUCCUGCUUGACUUUAAAAGAGAAUUGUUGUACGAGGAUGUAUUUACAGUGUGGGAAGUUAUUUGGGCAGCAAAGCACAUCUCUUCAGAACAUUUUGUCCUUUUCAUUGCCUUAGCACUUGUGGAAGUUUAUCGAGAGAUUAUCCGUGAUAACAACAUGGACUUCACUGAUAUCAUCAAGUUUUUUAACGAAAUGGCAGAGCAUCAUAAUGCCGAGGAAAUUCUGAGGAUAGCAAGAGACCUUGUCUACAAAGUGCAGACACUGAUUGAAAAUAAGUGAUCAUGAACAGACUGUCAUUGUGGGCCUUGUUGUGAGCUAUCGGAUGGAGUAUUUCUUGCACUGUAACUUCAAAAUGGUGUUUUAAUUGCAUCUUCCAUGUAAUGUAAUAAAUAUCAAAGAGAUUUGUAACAGACUUUUAAAAUCAGAACUUUUCCUUCACCAGAUAAGGUUUGUGUUUGAUAGUCCUUGUUACACUCACUUUGUAUUUCUAGACAAAAUCUUUUUGCAUUCUCUUAUUUCCCUCUCUAGAAGACCGUCUAUCUACAUAUUUGAGAUAUUAAAAAGGGGGGGGAUUUGACAUACUAGAACAUUUAUAUUUUGACUUACUGCACCUUUAAAGCCUGGAUGCACAUUGUGUGCUCUGCCAGAACCUUCCAUGGAGGUAAGGCCGGUUCCAAUACUCACCAAGAAGUGUUGCAAGCAUUGAAUUGGGUCCUUGGUGGAGCAUGUUUGUGGACUCAUUGUCUAUGCCUUGAACAUGGAAGAGAAUGUGUAUGAGCUCCUGUUGCUAAAACAUUUAGCAGGAUAUUUAGCAGCAAUUAAAGUAAAUAAAGUUACCAGCUGGGAGAAUGGCCUUAAACUAAAUAACAUAGUUAAUAUGAGCAGUGAAGAUCUGGCAACAUUAGCUAAAAACAUCAGUUAGCCUUUGCUGACUAGCUCAUGCUAUUGAGUCUUCAUGGCCUACACAUGCCACAGACAUGCCUUCAUUUUACUUUGCAAACUUACUCUGCAAAUAUUCCCAGAUGACAGGAUCUGCCUAAUGUAGUUCAGGUUAACAAGUUUAGCUCACAGAAACAGGUCCCCUGCUCAUGUUAGCAGCUCCCACGCUCUUUGCGUCUGUGCAGAGUGCCAUGAAGUUCAGAUCCUACAUCACAGAGCAGACACAGCAGAGCCUCGCCUCCUCCAGAUUACUCACUGCACACUACUAGCCUCCUCCUCCCUGCUCUGCAGAGCUUUCCAGGAGGACUUUCCUUGGGAUCCUGUGAACGCAAACCAGGCACGCAUCUACUCAAGCAGGUAUCAGCACUUGCCUGAUGAAGCAGUUUAAAUCAUUGCCCGGGAUCCGAUCCACUUUGCUGCAGCACCAUGCUGUUUUGUAGAGCCGUCCAUGCGCCCUGUGGAAGUUCUGUGCCACUUCUUUUCCUGCUUGGCCGCAUGCUUUAACUAGCAGCAUAUGCUUCACCCCAUCCUGCGUAGAGAGCAGAGGUGACUGAGGGUUAGCUGGGCUUCUGCCCUGGAGCUGCAAAUAGGUCUGUUGCUGUCCUAGCACUUCAUCACACUGUAUAAAAUUAACACAUGUACUCUACCUACCUUCCCAGGGUGCGUGUUGUUUCCAAGUAAAUUAUAUCUCUGUCAGCAAGAGGGAGGGAGGGAGCAGGUUUUUGCUAAUGCGGUUAGCUGCAGAUUUCAUGGAUACUCGUGACCUGUGCUCCUAGGAGACCUAGGGACUUAGUGUAAGCACUGCAUGUAUUCCAAAGUAUUCCACCCUUUGCCAUUAGAACCUCAGCAAUUUUUAAAGAGAAAAAAAAAGUUUUAAUCUGAAUAUUUGUUUCUGCUUCUUGGGUUGUUUUUUUUUUUAAUCCUUCAGAGCAGACAGCUUUGUUUCCAUUCAACCUUGUAGAGAAACAACUCUGUGUGCUUUUCAUAGAAUGGUUUGGGUUGGAAGGGAACUUUAAAGGUCAUCUAGUCCAACCCCCCUGCAAAGAGCAGGGACAUCUUCAACUAGAUCAGGUUGCUCAGAGAAGUUUACAUGAAUUAUAUCAGCUCACAUGAGCUUUUAACAUCAUAUUUUAGCAAAAAAGAGGUGUAGGGAAUAAAAUUAUCCUGUUUGAAGAUUCAAAUACCAAUAGGAGGUAUUUAGUAACUCUAGUCUUGUGAUUACCUGAGCAGUGGGCACUCUUGCUCUUUGCACUAGGCAAGUGCUGCCUUGGGAUCCUCACGAGCUGAGCAUUACUUGCACAAGAGGGUAGAUUUGGUUCUAGAAAGACCAUCUGUGCUUAGAUCUUCCUUUAUGACUGCAGUAAACUAAAAAUGGUAAAUAAUAGUCCAAAAAGGGAAAAAAUGCACACAAAGUGCUUCUCGGCUCAAUAGCCAAGCCCUCCCUUAAAUUGGUCUCCAAAAAUUUGAGGGGAGGGUAAAAAAAAAAAAAAAAAAAAAAGAAAACCACCAAAAACAAAACCCAAACCAGAAGUCCCCCAUUGCUGGUGUAGCCAGAUGCCUUCAGGGACAAGCCUGUUGUUCUCUGGGCUCACAAGGGUCACAAAACAGAAGCAAGAACAGAUGAGCCCACUCAGUUCUGAGAGAGAUGCUGCAGAGGAGGCUGUUGGGAAGGAAACCCCCUUUCUGCGCAUUACAGUGCUAAAAUAACAACAGUGGGAGUUACAGAAGGAAAAAGUUAUGAUAAGCUCUACUGCCCACCCCCGCACCUCCAGGAGUUAGGGUGUGCUCAGGACCAGGAGCCAAGAAGUUGUGCUGCAGGCAUGCUCGCAGUCUGAUCUCAUUAUUAUUUAUAGCUGUGUGUCCAACUGUUUUAUAGGCCAGUGCAUGGUUGCUGAAAGGUCUCAAAAGCACUUCAGUUUGUGUGUCUGUUGGUUCACUUGAAAACUGAAAUAGUAUUUUUCAAAAAAAUUGACAAGAGCGAGAAAACCCUCCAAAUCGGAGCCUGAGGAAGUGAUGUAAAAAAUAAAACUGCACUAUUUUUCUUUGGUAUGUUGGGAAUGUACCAUACAACUCUGUUUAAAAAAAAAAAAACAAACCCACACCUCUGCAAACUUUGUUGUAUUUGUUAUAACAUUCUGUCUAAUUGUAUUUUAUGAAUAUUGUGUAUUGACUUAUUUAUUUUUGUUGGGAGCAGACUAUUGCUCAAUUAUUUAUGUUUAAAUGUAACAUAUGAAUAAAUACUUAUCAUCAAGGCA
This is a messenger RNA of Aquila chrysaetos chrysaetos, 6348 nucleotides long. RefSeq names its product small G protein signaling modulator 2 (gene SGSM2). Gene Ontology annotation, molecular function: GTPase activator activity. Lineage: Eukaryota; Metazoa; Chordata; Aves; Accipitriformes; Accipitridae. The transcript has 24 exons. Bases 413 to 3433 code for a protein of 1006 amino acids. The record is from RefSeq and is a predicted model, not a curated record.